CUUGACUCAAAGAUAUUGGUUCAUCACACUUUUGUUGCGUCAGCAACUAUUCAAAUCAUUUAUAUAUCCAAGGCCACUGGAACUUUAAGAGCAAAUAGUAUUUGAACUUUACCGUGGUAUGUCAAGUCUUGAUAUCCCAGCAGAUUUGUUUAAAAAGUUGGUUAGUGUUCUAACCACUUGGCUAAAGACAUUAGAUGAAUUUACUAAGAAAGAAGAGGAGUUCGUUAAUACUUCACGAAAUUUACGAAAUUCUAGUGUCGAUCCCAAAUACUGGGCUACAACAAGUGAAUUAGCGUACUCAGUGGGGAAUAUAUGCGAAUGUUAUAAAAACACAAACCAACAAACACUCCUGGAACCUUUGAAAAAAAUUUGUGGCAUACUACCCUCUAUAAACGACAUUUUUGUUGAGAGGGAAGAAAUUCUAAAAGAAAUCAACCGGAAAUGUCGAAAAAUUCGGAAACCAGAACUCCCAGAGAAUGGAAAUGAAAUUUCAGGAAGGAAUAAAAAGAUUUCACAAUCAGUUGAUUCGUUAACAAGUCGUUUACACGCUAUUGAAUACAUAAUAAACGUCAAUUUGGUAGAUCUCACUUCAACGUUAGAAGUUUUUUUAUCGUCAUCCUUCCAUGCUCAUCUCGAUUGCACUUACGAAUUUUUCCAAAAAGCAUCGAUAGUCAAUCAACAAAUGUCAGAUUUAUUGAAUACUGGUGAAAGUGAACUCAGUCUGUUAGAUAAAAAAAUGGACGAGGAUAUGAACUCCAUAUACAAGCUUUUACAUCUGAAAUCUGAAAAAUAAUUAAUUCUUGAUUUGUUAACAUUUUGUUGGUUCUAUUUUCCUCAGAAUUUUAUUGGUAUGGUGCAAUCUAAUUUGGUUUUUUUUAUUAAAUACAAUUAUUUUAAAAGA
Molecule: messenger RNA, 901 nt
Organism: Schistosoma intercalatum
Lineage: Eukaryota; Metazoa; Platyhelminthes; Trematoda; Strigeidida; Schistosomatidae
Source: the annotation of a GenBank genome assembly